GUCAACGUGAUGGGCAUGGCGGAGGAACCUGACUGGUCUGCCUACCGCUCACUCACUAUUGGUGCCGACUGUAGAUGAAUCCCUCUGGAAACAUCUGUAUGGAUUGUUUCAUUACAACCCCACAAUGCUUGGACUUGAGUCACUUCCAGAUCCUACAGAUACCUGGGAAAUUAUAGAGACCAUAGGUAAAGGCACCUAUGGCAAGGUCUACAAAGUAACUAACAAGAGAGAUGGGAGCCUGGCUGCAGUAAAAAUUCUAGAUCCAAUCAGUGAUAUGGAUGAAGAGAUUGAGGCAGAAUACAACAUUUUGCAGUUUCUUCCAAAUCAUCCCAACGUUGUAAAGUUUUAUGGGAUGUUUUACAAGGCGGAUCACUGUGUGGGAGGACAGCUGUGGCUGGUCCUGGAGCUGUGUAAUGGGGGCUCCGUCACCGAGCUGGUCAAAGGUCUACUCAGGUGCGGCCAGCGGCUGGAUGAAGCAGUGAUCUCAUACAUCUUAUACGGGGCCCUCUUGGGCCUUCAGCAUUUGCACAAUAACCGAAUCAUCCACCGUGAUGUCAAGGGGAAUAACAUUCUUCUGACAACAGAAGGAGGAGUUAAGCUCGUUGACUUUGGUGUCUCAGCUCAACUUACCAGUACACGUCUACGAAGAAAUACGUCUGUUGGCACCCCGUUCUGGAUGGCCCCUGAGGUCAUUGCUUGUGAGCAGCAGUAUGACUCUUCCUACGAUGCUCGCUGUGAUGUCUGGUCCUUGGGGAUCACAGCCAUUGAACUGGGGGAUGGAGACCCUCCCCUCUUUGACAUGCAUCCUGUGAAAACGCUCUUUAAGAUUCCAAGAAACCCUCCACCUACUUUACUUCAUCCGGAAAAAUGGUGUGAGGAAUUCAACCACUUUAUUUCACAGUGUCUCAUUAAGGAUUUUGAAAAGCGGCCUUCCGUCACGCAUCUCCUCGACCACCCAUUUAUUAAGGGAGUCCAUGGAAAGGUUUUGUUUCUGCAAAAACAGCUGGCCAAGAUCCUCCAAGACCAGAAGCAUCUAAAUCCUGUUGUUAAAACCAGGCACGAGAGGAUGCAUACCAGACGACCCUAUCGUGUGGAAGAUGCUGAAAAAUACUGCCUUGAGGAUGAUUUGGUCAAUCUAGAGGUUCUGGAUGAGGAUACAAUUAUUCAUCAGUUGCAGAAGCGUUAUGUGGACUUACUGAUUUAUACAUAUGUUGGAGACAUUUUAAUUGCCUUAAACCCCUUCCAGAAUCUAAGCAUAUACUCUCCACAGUUUUCCAGACUUUAUCAUGGAGUCAAACGUGCCUCAAAUCCCCCCCACAUAUUUGCAUCGGCAGAUGCUGCUUACCAGUGCAUGGUCACUUUCAACAAAGACCAGUGCAUUGUCAUCAGCGGAGAAAGUGGUUCUGGGAAGACGGAAAGUGCCCACCUGAUUGUUCAGCAUUUGACUUUCUUGGGAAAGGCAAAUAAUGAGACCUUGAGAGAGAAAAUUCUGCAAGUCAACUCUCUGGUGGAAGCCUUUGGAAAUGCAUGCACUGCCAUCAAUGACAAUUCCAGCCGUUUUGGAAAAUAUCUGGAAAUGAUGUUUACACCAACUGGAGCUGUGAUGGGGGCGAGAAUCUCUGAAUAUCUCCUUGAAAAAUCCAGAGUUAUAAAACAGGCAGCAGGAGAGAAAAAUUUUCACAUAUUUUAUUAUAUCUACGCUGGUCUUUAUCACCAAAAGAAACUUUCUGAAUUUAGACUUCCUGAGGAAAAGCCUCCUAGGUACAUAGCUGAUGAAACUGGAAGGGUGAUGCAUGACAUAACUUCCAAGGAGUCUUACAGAAGACAGUUUGAAGCAAUUCAGCAUUGCUUCAGGAUUAUAGGGUUCACUGACAAGGAAGUGCACUCAGUGUACAGAAUUUUGGCUGGGAUUUUGAAUAUUGGAAACAUUGAGUUUGCAGCUAUUUCUUCUCAACAUCAGACUGAUAAAAGUGAGGUGCCCAAUGCUGAAGCCUUGGAAAAUGCUGCUUCUGUUCUCUGCAUCAGCCCUGAAGAGCUCCAAGAGGCCCUCACUUCACACUGUGUGGUCACCCGGGGUGAGACCAUCAUCCGCGCCAACACCGUUGACAGGGCCGCAGACGUCCGAGAUGCCAUGUCCAAAGCCUUGUAUGGGAGGCUCUUCAGCUGGAUUGUAAAUCGCAUCAAUACACUCCUGCAGCCAGACAAAAACAUAUGCGCUGCUGACGGUGGUAUGAAUGUGGGGAUCUUGGAUAUUUUUGGAUUUGAGAACUUUCAGAGGAAUUCAUUCGAGCAGCUCUGCAUAAACAUCGCCAAUGAGCAAAUCCAGUACUAUUUCAGUCAGCACGUUUUUGCUCUCGAGCAGAUGGAAUAUCAGAAUGAGGGUAUUGACGCCAUACCCGUGGAGUAUGAGGACAAUCGCCCACUCUUGGAUAUGUUCCUCCAGAAACCCCUGGGACUGCUUGCACUGUUGGAUGAGGAAAGUCGGUUUCCCCAAGCAACUGACCAGACCCUGGUUGAUAAAUUUGAAGACAAUCUCCGGUGCAGAUACUUCUGGAGGCCCAAAGGGAUGGAGCUGUGCUUUGGCAUUCAGCACUAUGCUGGGAAGGUAUUAUAUGAUGCUUCUGGGGUUCUUGAGAAAAACAGAGACACUCUCCCUGCUGAUGUGGUUGUCAUACUGAGAACAUCAGAAAACCAGCUUCUUCAGCAACUCUUUUCAAUCCCUUUGACCAAAACAGGUAACUUGGCCCAGACAAGAGCCAGAAUAACAGCAGCCUCAAGAUCUUUGCCUCCGCAUUUCAGUGCCGGGAGACCAAAGGUAGACACUUUGGAAGUGAUACGACAUCCAGAGGAAACCACCAACAUGAAGGGGCAGACCGUGGCUUCCUACUUCCGGUAUUCUCUGAUGGAUCUGCUCUCCAAAAUGGUGGUCGGGCAGCCCCAUUUUGUACGCUGCAUCAAACCCAAUGAUGACCGAGAGGCCCUGAAGUUCUCCAGAGACAGAGUGCUAGCCCAGCUCCGCUCCACAGGGAUCCUGGAGACGGUCAGCAUCCGCCAGCAGGGGUAUUCCCACCGCAUUCUCUUUGAAGAGUUUGUGAAAAGGUAUUAUUACUUGGCUUUCAGGACACAUCAAACACUUCUUGCUAGCAAAGAGAGCUGUGUUGCUAUCUUGGAAAAAUCCAGAUUAGAUCACUGGCUGCUGGGGAAAACAAAGGUUUUUCUCAAGUAUUACCAUGUUGAGCAGUUAAAUUUGCUACUGCGGGAAGUCAUAGGCAGAGUGGUUGUGCUGCAGGCAUAUGCCAAGGGAUGGCUUGGAGCCAGGAGAUACAAAAAAGUCAGAGAGAAGAGAGAGAAGGGGGCCGUUGCCAUCCAGUCAGCCUGGAGAGGAUAUGAUGCUCGGAGGAAAUUUAAGAAAAUAAGCAACAGAAGGAGUGAGUCUGCUGUUCAUAUUCAAGAAGGGCGCCCUUCAGACCAGAACCAUGACCUGCAUCCCGCUGUCGCAGCAGGCACCAGAGGAACCGUCCAGGUUCAGGAUGGCCGUGAGCCUGGCAACCACAAAGUUCUGAGGGGCUCUAUAGACCAUAAAAGCAGUCCACAAGCAGAAUCCAACAAUUGCCAUGCAGAGACUUCAAGCUACUCUCCUGCUAUUACUGAGAAAAACUGGCAUUCACAAGCCCAGAGUUCUUCAAAAGGGUACAAUGUCUUCGCAGGACAUUCAGUUAAGCACCCUGUUUCUGGGACUGGUUCACUGUCUUCUCGGACUUGCCAUGCUGCUCCAGACCACCCAGGACUGAGUCCCUCCAGAGGAGCCCCUGCAAAACCUGAUUCAAAAAAUGAUCUUGCACAGAAGCAGCGUACACCUCGCCGAAGAUGUCAGCAGCCCAAAAUGUUGAGUAGCCCUGAGGACACCAUGUACUAUAACCAGUUAAAUGGAACUCUAGAAUAUCAAGGGAGCAAGAGGAAGCCAAGAAAACUUGGCCAAAUCAAAGUGCUUGACAGGGAAGAUGAAUAUUACAAGUCACUGUCACCUGUGGACUCUAUCCCUGAGGAUGAUUCAACCCACCCUUUCUUCUUUCCCUCAUCCUCAAAAGGAGCAUCUUUUGCUCAGCACUGAGCUGUACUUCCUGCCCCUAAGUCUGCUGAGGCAUCAUGGCUCUGUGGCUGAGUGUCCCCAUCCUGGAGGGCUACGCUCAAGGGCUCUGAGGCAAGGAUAAUGAUUUGUGUUUACGAGGAGAGGCCUGAAUCUUUCAGUUUCUUCCUGUAAGGCAAAUGAACCCUCUCUUGCUAAUUAUUACGCUGAUAAAGGCUUUGCCCCUUGAUUCUGCCUUACCAAGACAGCCCCAUCACCUUUGCAGUAAAAAGAAAGGAGUGAGACAGAAAGUUUGGACCUGUCAGAGUCCGUGUCACAUUGUUUUGUAACUUUCCAUUCUCGCGUUGGCUGUCUCCACAAGGCUCUGAGUAGCAGCAGAGGAAGCUUUUUUUGGGCACAGAACCUAGCACAGUGCCUGGCACACUGUAGACAUCCAGUGACUACCCACCCUUCAGUGAGUGAGAGACUUAGUUACACAAACAUAUCUGGAUGGGAGAGGUAUAGCUUAGUGGUAAAGUGCAUGCCUGGCAUGCACAAGGUCCUGGGAUCAAUUCCCAGUACCUCUGUUUAAAAAAAUAGAUAAAUAAACCCAAAACUACCUCCCCCCAUUAAAAAAGCUUUUCAAAGAAAGAAAAGAAGAACAAACAUAUCUGACAGGCAAGUUACUUUCUAUUAUGUUAUACAUGAUGAAUCACUUUUCUUAUACCAUAAGCUCUGAUUUUUCAUUGAAGUUUGGGCUAGUCCUAUUGUUAUGAUAUUAUAUCAUGUUUUACUUAAUGUGAUUCAAUACAACAAACUUUUUUUGAGUAACUGCUCUGUGCAAAACAAUAUGUGAGAUUGCUGUGUGAUGUCAAAACCUAACAAGACCCUUUCUCUGGAAAAGAUGUUCCUAACAUUUUUCUUACUAUAAAAUAUUUGGCAGAUACUACACAUGGGAGUACCAGAUUUUAAGAAAAAUAAGCUUGAAGAAAUAGAAAAAAAUUGUUAGAAUUUUAAAUGAGAGUUCUAAGAAGCAUUUUACAAACAUAAAUAAUGAAAUGAGACAUUUAAAAAUCUCAGUGAUUGUAAUUUUACUAGAAAAAGAAAUACUGUCAAUCAUUCAGUAGUUAAAUGUAGUAGUUUUUUUUAAAAAAUGAAUCUUGAUUUUUUUUCUAGAUCUUUAUCCCCCAAGGUACAGCUCACAAGAUAUGCAAGUAGAGCAGAAGCCCAAAUAAAUUUUAUUUUAUUGUUUAGAAAAUAGUAUCUAGAAUGUAUAGAUUUUUAGCAUUAUUAUUAAUAUAAGUGUUUUUGGAAAUUUCACUUUUAUCAUUGAUUCAUCUGCUUUUGAUUUGGUAACAUAGCUGCCUUUUCAAACUGUUGAAUAUAAAUAUUCCUAACUUCCCAGUUGUCCAUAUACAAUGUAAUUGUAUACCUGCCUUGUUUCUAAUUAAAAUAAAUCUAUAAAUAAAGUAUAAUAGG
Molecule: messenger RNA, 5545 nt
Organism: Camelus dromedarius (Arabian camel)
Lineage: Eukaryota; Metazoa; Chordata; Mammalia; Artiodactyla; Camelidae
Gene: MYO3B
Product: myosin IIIB
Exons: 36
Coding region: 125-4111 (1328 amino acids)
Biological process (GO): peptidyl-serine phosphorylation; sensory perception of sound; positive regulation of filopodium assembly
Cellular component (GO): photoreceptor inner segment; stereocilium tip; filopodium tip
Molecular function (GO): protein binding; ATP binding; protein serine/threonine kinase activity
Source: RefSeq, a predicted model, not a curated record